Molecule: messenger RNA, 1313 nt
Organism: Solenopsis invicta (red fire ant)
Lineage: Eukaryota; Metazoa; Arthropoda; Insecta; Hymenoptera; Formicidae
Exons: 3
Coding region: 656-976 (106 amino acids)
Source: RefSeq, a predicted model, not a curated record
UAGUAUCUAGCCAAUGAAAUCUUUUUUCUAAAAUCUGAUUAGUUUAGGAACGUAUUAAAAUAAAUAAGGUUAGAAAAAUGUUAUUGAUUUUUAACUAAUAGUAAAGUGUAGUAAAGUGAAUUUUAAUAAAAGAAAAUUAAUGCAAUAUCACAGUAAAUAUGUAUACUGUAAGAAGUGCAAUGUCAGAGUAUUUAUAUAAACAACUUAAGUAAUAUAUAAAAAGAUGUUUUGAAAUUAGAUGUGAAAUCAGUUGUAAUAUUAUUUAUGCGUAUUUCGCUAUCAAAACACUUACUAACAAAAUGUAAUUUUACAUUUUUUGUAACCAUUUACAGUAAAAUGAAGAAAUCUCCAUUAUUUUAACAUAAUUUUUAAGCAUUUACAAUAAAAUGCAAUAUAAUUUUUUUUUGUAUGUAUUGGGUUACUUAAUUUGCAUAUCUCGAAAAAUUUGUUGUAUGAAAAAUUGUUAAUAUAUACUAAAAUUGCACAACUUUAAAAGGGUCAUUAUAUAGUGUAUAAAUUUAGUUUAUAAGUGAAGGCGUUUUAGAGAUUUCAAGAUCAUCUUUUCUUUUAGGAUAAUAAGUUGUUCGAGAUCACCAGAAUUCCAGCGCAUCACGCUUAUAACGCGUGGCCGCGUUCUUCCCGCUCGUGCGGCGAAAUGUUGUCGCGAGCGGGAAAUCUAUGCUGUUGCCAAGUAGUCAAAUUCCAUUUUCGGCAAACAAUAACAGCGAGCCUUCUCGAGAGAUCUACGGAAAUCAGUAACCGUCGCAUAUUUACUGAAUUCUUGCCGGGAUCUUUCAAGAGGAAUCGUUGCUUAUAUAAGGGUCAUCUAUCGCGCGCGCUCCGCAGUCGCAUUCCGAGCAAAACUGGAAAACGUCAAGGAAGAGUUACUCAAUGCCAAACUGAAGUUCUAGUCACAUAUUUUGAGCAACAUUCCCAUGUGGCAAACUCUUUCCACAAUACUCCGUGCUUUACAUAAUGUCUGAUUAUAAAAAUACUGCCGACUCCACUGAGGAUAAGGUGCCAACAAUGUCAUAAGCCAUGGUUCCAAAGGAUAUCUAGCAAUUCCUGUAAAUACAUAUACACACAGUCAUGAAACUAAUUGUUUGAUUAAAAGAUGUAAUAGAUGUUUAUUUUAUGCUACAAAUUUACGAAAUAUUAAAUUUUUUUAGAAAAAAUUGAAUUGAAAAUGAAAAUUCUAGUGAUAUACUUUCAUCAAAACUAUUGUUUUUUAUAAAAAUAGAAAUAAGUAUUGUAAUAUUUUUGAUUGUAUAUGAUUAAUUAUAGAAUAAAAAUUAGAAAGAGUGCAGACGUCA